This is a messenger RNA of Klebsormidium nitens, 1049 nucleotides long. The record is from the annotation of a GenBank genome assembly. Lineage: Eukaryota; Viridiplantae; Streptophyta; Klebsormidiophyceae; Klebsormidiales; Klebsormidiaceae.
AUGAUCCCCCUUCUCAAUUUGCUCACUCAAAUACACGCCGAAACUUUGAGCAGAGAGUUUUGCGGCCACGGGGCCCUUCCAGAAACGUCCAGCACAGACUCGGGAGCGGUUUCUGGAGGGGUGACGGAAGCAGCGACGAAGAGGCCCCGCGGCGCCAGCUGGAAGCGGUUCGAUCCUUCGAAAGUCGAUGUGUCGAACUUUUCACCUGCAACAAUGGCGUCCGCGGUGGUUCUCGCUUCCUCUGCCUCUACCUUCCUUGCGGCACCUCUCGCCAGCGCUCCCUCAGCCUCUCACAGGCGCGCCACCGCCUGCAAAGUUACCUGCAGCUCUGAGGAGCGCAGGAAGGUAGCAGUCAGCAUUGCCGCCGCCGCGGCUGUCGCUUUCCUUGCAGCAGGGCCCGUUGUUGAACCCGCCCAGGCAAAGGACAUCCCCCUCUUCGGGCUCAAAAAGAAGGCUACUAAGGCUGUAGACAAUGCGGUAGAAAAUGCAAAGGAGGCGUCCGGAAACUUCUUCGACUCUUUCUCUGCUCCCUCUUUCUCGGCUCCCAGCGUAAAGGUGUCAACGCCAGAGGACAAGUUGACGAAGGCGGGGGCGGUCGUUGUUGCUGACGUGGUCGCGCUGCUGGUUGCUUCUUCAGUAGUCAGCGGUCUCCUGAAGCCAAGCUCGUAGAUCUGGUUAGGUACGGUGUUGAGUCAGAGCAGAUCUGUGUUGGAGAAGGGGAGGGGUAAAAGGGCUGAGCAGAUCUAGGUAAGGGACGGAGGGAUGGAGGAGGCCAGAAUGCAGCAAUGAGAGCUGUUGGGGUGCGCAAUGUGGGGCAUCAGCAUGCAAGGGGCGUGGAAAAGGGAGGUUGGCUUCUUGAUGUGCGGACGUCGGUACCACAGCCUUGAGUAGGGAGGCCAUUAGCAAAAGAGAGCUGGCAGUUUUGACAGGCAGGGUUUUGAAUCCAGCAAGUGCCGCAAAUGCGGUUGUAACUCUGGGGUUUUACUGACACAUCUGACAUUGAACAGUCCUGGUCCAUGGAAUAAACGCAAUAAAGUACUCUGCCUGUU